AUGACCAAGCAGCGUGAGGUGAGCUGUUCAGCUGUUGGAGCAUUUGUUUGCUACCUGCAUGUUCCUGUCGGACCAAGUCAUCAGGUAGACACGUCGGUGAGGCAAGUACUCCGUACGGAUACAGCAGGCACGAACAUUCAGGUUGGCGCCAAGGCCAAGGAGGAACUGGAGGAGUCAGGAAAAGCAAGAGGGGAAAUGAUGCGAAACGGGACUUUGGUGGAUUUGCAUCUCGCUUUUGCAUCUUGCAGCCUUUGGGCUUCACUUAAAGAAAGCUACCUAAGACUAAGGCACAUUUGGGUUGCCCGAGUUGCCUGCCUGGGUCUUGCCCAUCUCACCCAAGAAAACACGACCGAGGGAGAAGCUAUCAACCAUAAGGCUCACGUCGUGAUUCCGUCCGUCUCUCCGUUGAAAAGAGGAAUGCGUGUGCAGUGUGCUCCAAAGAUGCAAGUCCAAGGCGACACAGGGCAGAACAGGGCAGAAAGCGGGUUCCGUUGA
Molecule: messenger RNA, 495 nt
Organism: Colletotrichum costaricense
Lineage: Eukaryota; Fungi; Ascomycota; Sordariomycetes; Glomerellales; Glomerellaceae
Exons: 4
Coding region: 1-495 (164 amino acids)
Source: RefSeq, a predicted model, not a curated record